AUGAGUAGGAUGUUUCCAACCUCAACAACAGUUAAUGAAACAGAGAACCAUAAUGCUUCGCAACAACUUCACCACCCAAAAGAUGCAGGCACUCUCUUUGUCCUCAAAUCAAAAGGUUCAUGGAUGCACUGUGGUUACCACUUGAUAACUUCAAUUGUGUCUCCAUCAUUACUAAGUCUUCCUUGUACUUUCACCUUCCUAGGAUGGAAGGGUGGAAUAUUUUGUUUGGUAAUUGGAGGUUUGGUCAGUUUCUAUUCAUUUAAUCUGAUAUCUCUGGUCCUUGAGCACAAUGCUCAUUUGGGAAAUCGACAGCUUCUAUACAGAGACAUGGCUCGUGACAUUUUAGGUCCACGUUGGGGUCGAUUUUUUGUGGGGCCAAUUCAAUUUGCAAUGUGCUAUAAUAAUGAAGUGCUUUGUGCUAUUCUUGGGGGACAAUGCAUGAAGACAAUUUAUCUGCUGUCAAAUCCAAAUGGGACUAUGAAGCUUUAUGAGUUUGUAGUGAUAUUUGGAUGCUUCAUGCUGAUUUUGGCACAAAUUCCAUCUUUCCACUCAUUGAGACAUAUUAAUGUGGUGUCUUUGGUCAUGUGCUUAAUCUAUAGCCUUUGUGCUACUGCAGCUUCCAUAUAUAUUGGAAACUCAUCAAAUGGACCAGAAAAGGAUUAUUCUGUAAAAGGUGAUACAGCAAAUCGGUUAUUCGGAAUCUCUAAUGCCAUUGCCAUCAUUGCCAACACUUGUGGCAGCGGAAUAAUUCCAGAAAUUCAGGCAACAUUAGCACCACCAAUUAAAGGGAAAAUGCUGAAAGGACUAUGUGUUUGUUAUGCUGUACUUGCAUUCAGUUUCUUUAGCGUAGCCAUCUCUGGCUAUUGGGCAUUUGGAAAUCAAGCUGAGGGCCUCAUUUUUAGCAACUUCAUAGAUAAUAACAAGUCUUUGGCUCCUAAGUGGUUAAUUUAUAUGCCCAACAUUUGCACAAUAGCCCAACUAUCAGCUAAUGGUGUGGAGUAUUUGCAGCCAACAAAUGUAAUACUAGAGCAAAUAUUUGGAGACGCAGAAAGCCCCGAGUUUUCUCCUCGCAAUAUAAUUCCAAGAUUGAUUUCUCGAUCAUUAGCUGUAGUUACUGCAACUACUAUAGCAGCAAUGUUUCCCUUUUUUGGGGACAUAAACUCGCUAAUAGGAGCAUUUUGUUAUAUGCCACUUGACUUCAUUUUGCCAAUGAUUUUCUUUAAUGUGACAUUUAAGCCAUCCAAGCGAAGCCCCAUUUUCUGGUUGAACGUAACUAUUGUUAUUGCUUUCUCAAUAUUGGCAGCUAUAGCAGCAGUUGCAGCAGUUAGGCAGAUAGUUCUUGAUGCCAAAACUUAUCAAUUAUUCGCUAAUGUAUAA
Molecule: messenger RNA, 1377 nt
Organism: Cajanus cajan (pigeon pea)
Lineage: Eukaryota; Viridiplantae; Streptophyta; Magnoliopsida; Fabales; Fabaceae
Product: GABA transporter 1
Source: RefSeq, a predicted model, not a curated record